AUGCUUCUUCCUAAAGGCGGCGUUACGUGGAAGUCAGCGAAGGCACAACUCCCACCCACGAGAGCGAUAUGGGUCUUCCUCACACGGACGCGGUUCUUACUAUGCGUAGCACUGGCAGGAAUAGUCUUAUUACUAUGGAGGGGAGUUAGCACAUCCGCAUCGGAAAUGCAAAGAUUUUACUGCUGGGGACCUUCAAAACCACCAAUGCAGAUGACGCCGAACGAGGCAGCAGAUUGGAACGCGCAUUUACAAACACCAGUCAUUUUCAACCACCACGAGCCGCUGGUGAUAAAUUCCUCUACAAUUCAACGGGUUGACCUCAACCCCAUUCAAUCGACCCCAAAGGCAGUCCAGAAUGAAGAACGAGUCUUAAUUCUGACACCCUUGCGAGAUGCUUCCGCCUAUCUACCCAAAUACUUCGACCUUCUCACCGAACUGACCUAUCCUCACCAUCUCAUAGACCUCGGAUUUCUGGUUGGGGACUCGACAGAUGAUACCCUUGCCACCCUUUCGGCCGAAUUGGCACGAAUUCAAAAGACGACAGACACAUUGACCACACCUUUCAACAGUGUUUUGAUUGUGGAGAAGGAUUUCGGGGUCGUCACAACUCAAUCCGUUAAUGACCGCCACGCUUACGCAGCGCAAGCCCCGAGAAGGAAGAACAUGGCGAGAGCUCGGAACUAUCUGCUAUCUGCAGCAUUGAGGCCAGAGCAUUCGUGGGUGUACUGGAGAGACGUGGACAUCGUGGACUGCCCAAAGAAGAUCCUCGAGGACUUCGUUGCACACGAUAGGGACAUUAUCGUUCCGAAUGUGUGGUUCCACCGCUACAAGGACGGAAAGGACAUUGAGGGCAGAUUUGACUAUAAUUCAUGGAUCGAAUCCGACAAGGCUCUCCGACUAGCAUCUACACUUCCAAAGGACACAAUUAUUGUUGAGGGUUAUAAGGAGUUCAAUACCGGACGUACAUAUAUGGCCAAAAUGGGAGACUGGCGUCAAAACAAAGACGAAGAGGUCAUGCUCGAUGGCAUUGGAGGAGUAAAUAUUGUAGUGAAGGGUGAUGUACACCGAUCAGGAAUCAACUUUCCCUGCUAUGCCUUUGAGAAUCAAGCAGAAACCGAAGGGUUCGCCAAGAUGGCAAAAAGAGCAGGAUACGACGUCGUUGGGUUACCAAACUACGUCGUAUGGCAUGUAGAUACAGAGGAGAAGCCGGGCAACACGUAA
Molecule: messenger RNA, 1221 nt
Organism: Hyaloscypha bicolor E
Lineage: Eukaryota; Fungi; Ascomycota; Leotiomycetes; Helotiales; Hyaloscyphaceae
Product: glycosyltransferase family 62 protein
Exons: 6
Coding region: 1-1221 (406 amino acids)
Biological process (GO): cell wall mannoprotein biosynthetic process; protein N-linked glycosylation
Cellular component (GO): mannan polymerase complex
Molecular function (GO): alpha-1,6-mannosyltransferase activity
Source: RefSeq, a predicted model, not a curated record